Diuraphis noxia (Russian wheat aphid) is the source of this 604-nucleotide messenger RNA. RefSeq lists its product as uncharacterized. The record is from RefSeq and is a predicted model, not a curated record. Lineage: Eukaryota; Metazoa; Arthropoda; Insecta; Hemiptera; Aphididae.
AAGUACCCGUACGCUACUACACCUUUAUAAACCAUGGCAUCCUGGUUGUUUGGAGUUUCUAAACAAUCAGCGGAACAGAUUGUUGAUACAAAAGACACACCAACUGUUCCAACUGCAGCUAAUCCAGAACCUGUGAAUACCUUGCCCACAAAGCCUCAAUUACUUUAUGAUUUACAACCAGCAAAACCAAAUAUUCCUGAUUUAAAACCUACGAGUAUGCUGGACAGUAUACCAUUCGUUUUAUCCAGCCAAAUUAUUAUGACUACUAAAAAUUAUAGUUAUAAUUUAGAUAACACAAAAAGACAGUUAUUGUCCAUAAAAAAAUUGCUUGAAUCAGAUGCAUACGAUUAUGAUUUUUCCAAUGAUAAAAGACUGGUGAGCGAUUCUUCAAUGUAUACUACUUAAAAUAUCACUGUAUAUAAUAAACUUCAAAUUAGUAUGCAUUACUUUCAUUCCAAAUUGGUGAACAAUGGACUUAAAGACAAUGGUAAUAUUGUAUUGAUAAAUGAUAGUGAUAAUCAUUGGUUUCAUUGCACUUGUUUAAACAUUUUUCAUUAGACAUAUUUAACAUUUGUUUUUUUAUCGAAUGGAAAUGAAAAGUCAC